CCAGCCCCUGCCCCCGGCCCUGACUCUGUGACUCUCUCCCCAGGGGACGUGACUCUGGAUCCAGACACGGCUCAUCCCAACCUCGUCCUGUCUGAGGAUCGGAAACAUGUGAGACUUGGAGACACACGCCAGGAUCUGCCCGACAACCCUGAGAGAUUUGAUAAAUAUGCCAUUGUCCUGGGCGCUGAGGGGUUCGCGGGAGGUAGACGUUACUGGGUGGUGGAGGUGGGAGGCCAGACAGCCUGGGCUCUGGGGUUUUGUAGGGAAUCUGUGAGCAGGAAGCGGGAGGUCACACUCACACCUGGGAAUGGAUACUGGGUUGUGUGGCUGAUGGAUGGGGGAUACAAGGCCCUCACCUCCCCCUGGACCCCCCUCCCUGUGAGCGUCAGGUCCAGGCGUGUGGGGAUUUUUCUGGACUAUGACGUGGGCGAGGUCUCGUUUUACAAUGUGAGUGACAGGUCCCAUCUCUUCACUUUCACUGGCACCUUCUCAGGGAAGCUCCGCCCUUAUUUCAAUCCCUCUCUAAAAGCUGGGGGUACAAACGCGGCUCCCCUGAUCAUCUGCCCGGUCCCAGCUCAGGCCGGAGAGAAUCUCUGUCCCUGACAGCAACACCCGCGGCACAGAUUGUCCCCUCCUAGCGCUGCUGCUCUUCCCGUCCCCAGUGGUGGGGGCCAGUUAUUGCAGCAACUGGACUUUUUGUGCUGACCGGACGCUGCCAGUUUCCCUCUUCAACUGGAGCUUCCAGUCAAAAAACAGACACCUGGCAACUCCCAGCUCUCACCUUUCCCCGUCCCCUGCCCCAGGGGUAGCAGAUGGGGGUGGAUGGGGUCACUUACCCCUGUCAGAAUUUUCUACCCCUGUGAAAGCUCAACAUAAAAUAUGAAAGGAAAAAGAUUAUUCUAAUUUAGAAAAUAUUAUUGUAACAAGGUGUAAAUACAAGAAUAUUUUAAUUUACAUUUCAACAGUAUUUCAAAACCAAGCAUCUAAACAUAUUUUUAGA
This is a messenger RNA of Chrysemys picta bellii (western painted turtle), 1000 nucleotides long. The record is from RefSeq and is a predicted model, not a curated record. Lineage: Eukaryota; Metazoa; Chordata; Testudines; Emydidae.